CACUUCCAAUGUCUCUCUCAUGACCAGCUACGAACUGCAUGAGGCGUCGGAGUCCACUGCCGUUGAAGAAAAUGUUUGCAGGAAAGCCCAGAGAAGGAUCCCGUGAAGCCGGGUUUCGUGUUUGUUGGAUCUCGACUCUCCACUAGCUGACCCAGUGACACUUCGCUGCAUCACCGAUAUCUGACAAUUCAUCUCACGGGAAAUCCUGACAUGUCGGCAUUGACCCUUGGUAUCUUCCUCCUGGAUCAGGCAGACUUCUACGGCUUGAAAUUGACUUGCUGGGCGCAUCUUGCCAACGAGAGCAUGACACCCGGUUAUACCUCCAAGCCCAAUCCCUAAUAAGAUUGAGGCUUGGUAUUGCAAAGGAGGUUUUUGUCGACAGGCCCUUUAGCGGGUGAUGCUCGUCAGCUGACUCCAAUCAGCUCCGUCAUUCCACCAGACCAAGCUGUACCAAGGAAACCGUCAUCGUUCAGGCGCUGGCCAAGCUGUCGCCAACUUAUUGCUUUCAAUGACACCGAGGCUUAGGGAGCCCAUGGGAGCCUCACUGCCUCCGGCGCGGAGUCUUAUUUAUUGGAAGUCAUCCUUGGCAAACACAAUCAAUGGGUAGAGGUUGGCCACUCACGACCUCCCCGAGGGUCACUAUGUGGCUAAGCUGGUACCUACAUUGGCUAGGCGUGUUUGAGGUCGAAUAUCAGAGUCCACCCUCCACUCCGGCCCUGUCGCUUCUCAGACAACCAUCGAUCCUUUCCUUGGCAAGCCCCGUACCACCGCACAUUCUGUCUGAGCAGCACUGGUCAAUGAUCACCUCUCAGCUCAGAUACCGUACUCAGCCUGUCAAGUGCAGUGCACUGACUCAGAUCAAUAUAACGAAAGUUGCAUCAACAGCCUAACGAGUCUAUUGUCAAUCGUCCCAGAAUACAAUCGAGCCUCGCGGUGUGUGGUGAUAUGCCAGCCAGCCACUCGGCUGGAUAUAGCCAUUGGGCCCAGCCUCAACAGCCGUUCCUGCAGCAGAGCGGACCGAAAUGGCAGAGUUUGUUCACGGCUCACUCUUUUGGCCUCUUGAGCCACGAGUUUCGAAAGUUAACUCAUACCUGGAUUCAUGCAAGCGCUGCAUCAAUGCCACCUGCCACGACCACACUACCCAUGCCAGCCGCAUCAGCCCCAGAUUAAAUGUGACUGCUAAGCCGCUAGCAGAUGGAUAGGAACGGUCAGUCUGCAAUUUUCAGUACCAAGCCAGGCCAUUGCUUCCAGCUCAGUUGUGGCGCUGUAAUUCCCCGGCAUCCUGUCACGAGCCGAGUCUCAUCUGGAGAGCUGCAGCAAAACAAGGGUAAGCUGAUGAAGGAUCCUGGUGGCGGAUCUUAUACAUCCCAACCUCGCACCCACACGACAGCUUCCUUUCUGUGUUACUUCUAUAUCAUCUUCCUCUGACCUCCCCUCCGUGGAGUACAAUACACUCAUUGUUUGUACAAGUCUUUCUUUCUUACUCCACAUCAUUUGCACAAUGGCCUUCUCAAGGCUCAUUGCGAUACUCUCGUUCUUGUCACUCGCUAUCUUCGCAUAUGCUGCACCCUCCUCCUCAUUAUCAGCACUUACGACACGAUCUAAUAAGGUACACUUCGAAGUGACCCUGACAUGGGAGGACUAUUCUCCCAGUGGAGGGAAGCCACGCAAGAUGAUCCUCACUAAUGGGACCUUCCCUGGACCGGCAUUGAAGUUGAAGGUCGGCGAUGAGGUGGACUUCCUCGUUCACAACGAGCUUCCUGAUCCCACAGCGGUCCACUUCCACGGAAUCGUGCAGCAAGGAACACCUUGGUCGGACGGCGUGCCAGGUCUUUCACAAAAGCCGAUCGCUCCUGGUUCUUCAUACCUCUACAAGUGGACCGCUGAUGCUUCAGGCGUCUACUUCUACCACGCCCACUACCGCUCGCAGAUGAUGGAUGGCUUGUACGGAGCUAUCAUUAUCGAGGCCGCCGAUAAUGCGCCCAAGCCUUUCACGUUGAUCAGCAAUGAUUCCUCGGCAGUUGCAGCCAUGGUAGCCGCAGAGAAGAUUCAAGAAACCAUCUUCGUCUCCGACUACAACAAGUACACCUCGAAAGAAUUUCACGAGCAGGAGGAAGCCGCCAAUGUUGACAUCGCUUGUGCCGACUCCAUCAUCCUGAACGGCAAGGGUUCGCAAUACUGCUUGAGCCGGGGUGAAUUGACAGCCUACACCAACCCAAAGGCCACCGCUCUGCUUGCUGCCGUGAGCCCAUCGCAGCUAACUGACAAGGGCUGCUUGCCUCCCAACCUCCCAGCCACACAGGGAAACUUCACAUUUGCCAUUGACACCCUCCCCGCCGAUGCCUACUUCGAGUGCACGCCGUCCACCGGCGAAAUGGCCACUUUCGAAGUCGACCCGGCUAAAGGUUGGGCUGCCUUCACCUUCAUCAACCCAGGUGGCUUCGAACUUCUCAAGUUUACCAUCGACGGCCACAAGAUGUGGGUGUACGCUGUCGAUGGCGGCUACGUGACCCCCCAACGUGUGGACCAAGUCAUCAUCAACAACGGCGAUCGUUACUCCGUGCUCGUCCAGCUCAACCAAGCGCCAGCCGAGUACUCCAUCCGUGUUGCCAACAACGGUCUCAACCAAGUCAUCAGCGGGUUUGGUGUCCUCAAAUACAAAGGCUCCUACGGCCCCGCGUCAUCCGACCCCAACGCCCUGUCCGUCAUGAACUUCGCCGGCACCAACCUGACUCAAAUCGUCCCCUUCAACGACAACAAAGCCGCGCCAUUCCCACCAAACCCGCCCGCAGCCGCAGCCGACGUCACGUACAUGUUCAACAUUAAGAAGCUGGGCCGACCUUUUGGCGCAUAUCAAUGGACGCUCAGCGGCAUCGACGGCUUCAACACGUCCAUGGAAGACGCGAUGCCCCUCCUUGACCAGGACCCAGCCCAGGUUCCCGCUGACGACCUGAUCAUCAAGACCAAGAUGGGCCAGUGGGUCGAUUUGAUCAUCAAGACCCAAGGUCCUCUCGCCCAGCCUCACCCAAUGCACAAACACAGCAACAAGGCCUACGUCUUGGGCAAGGGCGUUGGCGCAUGGAACUGGUCCAGCGUCGCUGAAGCUGCGGCCGUGCUCCCGAACACCACGUUCAACUUUGUCAACCCACCUCUACGCGAUGGGUACACCACAACCGCCGCUGAAGCGAACAACACCUGGAUGGCUCUGCGCUACGAAGUCGUCAACCCUGGUGCGUUCCUGUUCCAUUGCCACGUCCAGACCCACAUGGCUGGCGGCAUGGCCAUCGCUAUGCUCGAUGGCGUCGAUGACUGGCCGACCGUCCCUCUUGAGUAUGCAGAUGGCAACGGUAUGACCUCCACGCUCAAGAAGAAGGGCCGGAAGCAUCCCAUCUCAUCAUAACCGGAACACUCGAAUCCGGCUUUCUUUUUUGUCAUUUUGACUAUUCAAUGGUCCGGUCCAGGUUGCAUUGGUUCGGUACUUCAAAAAUUUUGGGGCGGAUGCGUGAUGGGAUGUAGUAGGAUGGCCUGCAUUACUAGAUCUUUAUUUUCUCUCCAUGUUUCACAUAAUAUUGGAGUGGGCAUACCGUGUAUGUAUGCAAAGUUUGGUGGUGCGCAACAUAUAAUGACCAACCCAUAUUCCAUGUGAGCAUAUACAUAAUGAUGAUGAGCUUUCCUUUC
Molecule: messenger RNA, 3678 nt
Organism: Exophiala xenobiotica
Lineage: Eukaryota; Fungi; Ascomycota; Eurotiomycetes; Chaetothyriales; Herpotrichiellaceae
Exons: 2
Coding region: 1502-3400 (632 amino acids)
Molecular function (GO): copper ion binding; oxidoreductase activity
Source: RefSeq, a predicted model, not a curated record